Messenger RNA from Salarias fasciatus (jewelled blenny), 897 nucleotides. It is a transcript of the gene nkx6-2, whose product is annotated as NK6 homeobox 2. Gene Ontology annotation, molecular function: DNA-binding transcription factor activity, RNA polymerase II-specific; RNA polymerase II cis-regulatory region sequence-specific DNA binding. Gene Ontology annotation, biological process: regulation of transcription by RNA polymerase II; cell differentiation. Bases 46 to 897 code for a protein of 283 amino acids. NCBI's taxonomy places the organism in Eukaryota, Metazoa, Chordata, Actinopteri, Blenniiformes, Blenniidae. The transcript has 3 exons. Gene Ontology annotation, cellular component: nucleus. The record is from RefSeq and is a predicted model, not a curated record.
UUCCUCCAGUUUUCGCCUCGAGAGUUCGGCGGUUCAUGUCCACAAAUGUUAGCGGUGGGGCAGAUGGAGGCUAACCGGCAGAGUGCGUUCGUCCUGGGCAGCACCCCGCUGGCGGCGCUGCACAACAUGACCGAGAUGAAGACGUCGUUGUUCCCGUACGCGCUGCAGCAGAGCCCGGCGGGCUUCAAGGCGCCGCCGCUCUCCAACCUCAACUCGCAGCUGGCGGGCGGCACGCCGCACGGAAUAAGCGACAUCCUGGGGAGACCCAUCACCACCGCCGGCCAGCUGCUCUCCGGCUUCCCGCGGAUAAACGGCCUGGCGACCACCGCGGCCGCAGCGGCGGCGGGGAUGUACUUCAGCCCGGCGGUGUCGCGGUACCCGAAGCCGCUGGCCGAGCUGCCGGGCCGGGCGCCCAUCUUCUGGCCCGGGGUGAUGCAGGGCUCUCCGUGGAGGGACCCGCGGGUCCCCUGUCCGUCCCAGACUAACAUCAUGGUGGAUAAAGAUGGAAAGAAGAAACACUCCAGACCCACUUUUUCAGGACAGCAGAUUUUUGCUCUGGAGAAAACCUUCGAGCAGACUAAAUACCUGGCGGGUCCGGAGAGAGCCCGGCUGGCCUACUCUUUAGGGAUGACCGAGAGCCAAGUCAAGGUCUGGUUCCAGAACCGGAGGACCAAGUGGCGGAAGCGGCACGCGGCGGAGAUGGCCUCGGCCAAGAAGAAGCACGACUCCGAGACGGAGAAGAUGAAGGAGAGCUCGGACAACGAGGAGGACGACGAGUACAACAAGCCGCUGGACCCCAACUCGGACGACGAGAAGAUCACGAGACUGUUGAAAAAGCACAAGGCCUCGAACCUGGCGCUCAUCAGCCCGUGCAGUAACAGCUCGGACACCUUGUGA